AUGGCCGGGAACUGCAGCAGUUUCAGCCCACCUGGCACCGGGGAGAUCAUCCAGCUGAAUGUGGGGGGCACCAGAUUUAGUACAUCAAGACAAACACUUAUGUGGAUCCCAGACUCCUUUUUUUCCAGUCUGCUGAGUGGGAGAAUCUCAACACUACGUGAUGAAACUGGAGCUAUAUUUAUUGAUCGAGAUCCAACUGCUUUUGCACCUAUUCUGAAUUUUCUUCGCACAAAGGAACUUGACUUAAGGGGAGUGAGCCUUAACGUUCUGCGCCCAUGAAGCUGAAUUCUAUGGAAUCACCCCUCUGGUAAGAAGAUUGUUGCUAUGUGAAGAACUGGAACGCUCAUCUUGUGGCUGUGUCUUAUUUCAUGGCUAUUUACCUCCUCCAGCUAUUCCCAGCCGCAAGCUGACAUGUGAAGCUUCAUCUUCUGCUGAGAGUAAAGUCAGCCAGAGACCAUGUGAAGGAGCAGCUCAGAGCGGCACCCUGCAGCCUACACUCUCCGCUAUAGAGGGCAUAGCCAAACUCGGAAUCCCUGUGGAUCCACGGAAAGUACUCAUUGUAGCAGGCCAUCACAACUGGAUUGUUGCUGCCUAUGCUCAUUUUUGUGUGGUUUGCUACAGGAUAAAGGAAUCCUCUGGCUGGCAGCAAGUCUUCUCAAGCCCAUAUCUAGACUGGACCAUUGAAAGGGUGGCCCUUAAUGCAAAGGUAGUCGGAGGGCCCCAUGGAGAUAAAGACAAGAUGGUGGCGGUUGCAUCAGAAAGCAGCAUAAUUCUUUGGAGCAUACAGGAUGGAAGCAGUGGCAGUGAAAUAGGUGUGUUCAAUCUCGGUGUACCUGUAGAUGCGUUGUUCUUCAUCGGUAACCAGUUGGUAGCUACAAGCCACACAGGAAAAGUUGGAGUGUGGAAUGCCGUCACUCAGCAUUGGCAGGUACAGGAUGUUGUCCCUAUCACCAGCUAUGACACAGCUGGCUCCUUUCUGCUUUUGGGGUGCAACAAUGGAUCCAUUUAUUAUAUAGAUAUGCAGAAGUUUCCACUACGCAUGAAAGAUAAUGAUCUGCUAGUGACGGAAUUGUAUCAUGAUCCCUCCAAUGAUGCCAUCACUGCCCUGAGUGUCUACCUCACACCCAAAACCAGUGUCAGUGGAAACUGGAUUGAGAUUGCUUACGGCACAAGCUCGGGAGCGGUGAGGGUGAUUGUGCAACAUCCGGAGACAGUGGGCUCCGGGCCUCAGCUCUUUCAAACGUUUACAGUUCACCGAAGCCCGGUGACAAAGAUCAUGCUGUCAGAGAAGCAUCUCGUAUCAGUUUGUGCUGAUAAUAAUCAUGUCCGAACCUGGACUGUAACUCGCUUCAGAGGGAUGAUCUCCACACAGCCGGGAUCAACUCCACUCGCCUCCUUUAAAAUCCUGUCCCUGGAAGAAACAGAGAGCCAUGGGAGCUACUCUUCAGGCAAUGACAUAGGGCCUUUUGGAGAAAGAGAUGAUCAACAGGUGUUUAUCCAGAAGGUGGUUCCCAUCACUAAUAAGCUGUUUGUGAGGCUUUCUUCAACUGGAAAAAGAAUCUGUGAAAUCCAGGCUGUAGACUGCACUACCAUCACAUGCUUUACUGUACGGGAAUGUGAAGGAUCUAGUCGUAUGGGCUCCAGGCCUCGGCGUUACCUCUUUACUGGACAUUCCAAUGGUAGCAUUCAAAUGUGGGACCUGACCACCGCCAUGGACAUGGUUUUAAAGAUAGAGGACAAAGAUGUCUGUGGUCCGACAGAAGAAGAGCUGUUGAAGUUACUGGAUCAGUGUGAUCUUAGUGCUUCGCGAUGUGCUACGCCAAACAUCAGCCCAGCCACCUCUGUGGUUCACCAAAGUCGCCUUCGUGAUUCCAGUUCCAGUUUACAACUCCACCAUGAAACAAUACAUGAAGCUGCCACAUAUGGCUCAGUGAGGCCUUACCGUGAAAGCCCCCUCUUAGCACGGGCCCGGCGCACAGAGAGCUUCCAUAGUUACAGAGAUUUCCAGUCAUUCAGUUUCAACAAAAACAACUCUGAAAAAGUUGACCUGGAAAACGGAGGUUUGGAGGCGAAGAGCGACCCAAAACCAAAUGACCAAGAGAGCUGCUCUAGUGACAAAAAACCCACAAUUGCUCUGAAAGGAAGCAAGGGUGCCGAGGCUGUUUCAGAUUGCUGCCGUUUGCCUGAUAAUGCUGAUGUCAGGAAGAGGAUCAUAGAGGAGGAAAACGACCCCAAGCCAGAGUCAAAGAGGAGAAGUGGCUUUGAAGGAGCCUUUCUGGGCAGACGUAAAGUAUCACAAGUACCUCAUUUAAGUUCCUCACCUGGGGAUGGCGGAAGUGAAUCUUCUGGUACAGCAUCUCCAUCGCCUACAAAGUCCACCACUUCACCGCGGCGUAAAAAAAGUGAUUCCUCCUGCCAGGACUAUGCAUUGUGA
Messenger RNA from Staurois parvus, 2434 nucleotides. The record is from the annotation of a GenBank genome assembly. Lineage: Eukaryota; Metazoa; Chordata; Amphibia; Anura; Ranidae.